UUUGAUUACCAAACAGUCGAGUUUAAGGGAAGGAAGGAAGCAGCAGGCAGAUUCAUCCUGCAGCUUUAUCUGGAGAACGUUUCGCUUUUCUAAUACAUUAAUUGAAAACAAAGGUAGCCUGUCCAGGAAAUAUGCCCAAAUCAACAAAAACUGCAAGCCGGCAGGCAAGACGCUCCGCUUCUGAAACGCACCCGGUUUCACACUCAAACUAUGGCUAUGAGGAGCGAGUCUAGGGUGGAGACCGAGGUGGAGGCGGAGGAAAGCUUCGGGCCACAGCCUCUGAGCAAACUGGAGCAAUGUGGAGUCAGUGGCAGUGACAUCAAGAAGCUGGGGGACGCAGGUUUCCACACCAUCGAGGCAGUGGCCUACGCACCCAAGAAGGAGCUGCUUAAUAUCAAAGGCAUCAGUGAGGCCAAGGCUGAAAAAAUUCUAGCUGAAGCAGCCAAACUUGUGCCGAUGGGCUUCACCACAGCGACUGAGUUCCACCAGAGGAGAGCGGAGAUCAUCCAGAUCUCUACGGGCUCCAAGGAGCUGGACAAACUCCUGCAGGGCGGGAUCGAGACGGGCUCCAUCACAGAGAUGUUUGGAGAGUUUCGGACGGGGAAGACCCAGCUGUGCCACACACUGGCUGUCACCUGUCAGCUGCCCAUUGAUCAGGGGGGGGGAGAGGGCAAAGCCAUGUACAUCGACACAGAGGGGACCUUCAGACCAGAGAGGCUGCUGGCUGUAGCUGAGAGGUACGGGCUGGUGGGCAGUGACGUCCUGGACAACGUGGCCUACGCCCGCGCCUUCAACACGGACCACCAGACCCAGCUGCUGUACCAAGCCUCCGCCAUGAUGGCCGAGUCCAGGUACGCUCUGCUGAUCGUGGACAGCGCCACCGCUCUCUACAGGACGGACUACUCGGGCAGAGGAGAGCUGUCUGCGCGGCAGGGACACCUGGGACGCUUCCUGCGCAUGCUGCUGCGCCUGGCCGACGAGUUUGGGGUUGCCGUGGUGAUAUCCAACCAGGUGGUGGCGCAGGUGGAUGGAGCGGCCAUGUUUUCCGCAGAUCCAAAGAAACCAAUCGGAGGCAACAUUAUGGCUCACGCCUCCACCACACGUCUGUACCUGAGGAAAGGCCGAGGAGAGACGCGGAUCUGUAAAAUCUACGACUCGCCCUGCCUGCCCGAGUCUGAGGCCAUGUUCGCCAUCAACCCUGAUGGAGUGGGUGAUGCUAAGGACUGAGGUGGGGGGGGCAGGAAGCAGCGGGUGGUAAUGAGUUACUGUCACCCCUGCUGACUCAUUCUGGACUAAAGUGUUCUGCACCAUGCCACCGCCUCCACUCAGAGCCUCAGCUGACAGGGCUUAGGAUUUGAUGCUGAUGGAGAAGGUGGUGCACACUGUGGACCCUCGGCAGAGCAGAGGUGCAACAGCACAUUUCCCCCGACAUGGGGAACAAGGAGGUUUUCUUUCACUGACUAAGUAUCUCCUAGCUGGAUUGUUCUGUUAAGAGAAACAGCCUUAGGAUUUCAUAAUGAUGAUGGUAUCUCCAUCAUUCCAGACAAAUCUAUCGUCUUAGUUCCCCAAAUAAAAAUCCCAAUUUGACCAGUGUCCGUUGAGCAAAUAUUAGAUCUUGACGUAUUAAAGCACGAGAUAUUAAGUCAUUAUUAGAAAUAGGGUCUCCAUUUUUUUUCUGUGUUGAAUUAACCUCUGUAGUUUCUCUAUGGAGUGGUCACAAAAGAUUUUUUGUAAAAACUAUUUCUAAUAUUUUGUGAUUUUCUUUGCUAGUUUUGUCUCCGUGGUGUUUCUUAUGUCUUUGUGACCGCAUUUCUUUAACGCUACACUUUGUUAUUUCUCUAUUUUCACCUUUGUCAGCUACACUAAAGGUUUGUCUCUUUUCUGUCUUUAGCAGCGCCUUCUGUAAAUAUAACUUGAAGCUAAAUAAAAAAUAGUUUUACCAUUAAA
Molecule: messenger RNA, 1947 nt
Organism: Gymnodraco acuticeps
Lineage: Eukaryota; Metazoa; Chordata; Actinopteri; Perciformes; Bathydraconidae
Gene: rad51
Product: RAD51 recombinase
Exons: 11
Coding region: 211-1227 (338 amino acids)
Biological process (GO): DNA recombinase assembly; DNA strand invasion; reciprocal meiotic recombination
Cellular component (GO): condensed nuclear chromosome
Molecular function (GO): DNA strand exchange activity; ATP hydrolysis activity; double-stranded DNA binding
Source: RefSeq, a predicted model, not a curated record